AUGUCGAAUACCAAGAUCAUCGAGGUCCCUGAAAACGAUUCGCAAGAGAACGAAGGCGCGUCUACAUCGUCGCCGAGAAUCAACGAAAGUCGCAGAGGCAACGUUUCCAAGCUGGGAGAAAGUCCAUUACAUCCCGAACCAAAUGACGCCACGCAAGUUUUUCUCAACCUGAAGCAAGAAUGUUUGUCCGAGCAAGUCUUGUUUGAAGAUCCAAAAUUCCCGGCGGCGGAUUCUUCCUUGUUUCCUAGCGGCAUUCCAACUGGCAAAUUUUCCGGGAACGUCGUGUGGAAACGUCCAAAGGAAAUAGUGAGCAAUCCUCAAUUUUUUGUCGACGGAGUAUCACGAUUCGAUGCCAAGCAACGUGAUUUCAGUGAUUGCUGGGUCAUCGCCGCUUUGUCAAGUCUAGCAAUGCGUCCGAAAUUGUUAUACAAAGUUGUACCGAAGGAUCAAAGCUUCCAGGAAGACUAUGCUGGGAUAUUUCAUUUCAGAUUUUGGCGGUACGGGAAAUGGGUGGACGUCGUGAUUGACGAUCGUCUACCAACGGAUUCAGAGGGCUUGGUAUGUGCGCGUUCGUCGGACAGCAACGAAUUCUGGACAUCCCUGGUCGCGAAAGCUUACGCGAAACUGUAUGGUUCCUGGGAGGCCAUAGAAUAUGGUCAAGCUUCCGAAGCGUUGGAAGAUUUUACCGGCGGAAUAUCAGUGACCCACCCAUUGAAUGACCCUCAGCGUUCGCCCAAGUUUCCCACUUUUCAUCACGCUCAAAAACGGCGUGCUUUAAUAGCAUGUCAGUCGAAGUCGCGUCAGGAACCCAUUUUUGCUAGGGGCAUUGGUAACAUAGACAGCGGCAUAGUGGGAAAACAUGUGUACAGUGUCGUCGAAGUAAGCAAUUACAAGGGAUUCGAGUUACUGCGAUUGAGAAAUCCGUGGGGUAACGAAGCUGAGUGGCGAGGACCGUUUCGAGACUCGGAUGAAGUAUGGAUUGACGAAGACAUGAGAAAGGCACUAAAUUUCGAGCCGGCGAAUGACGGCGAAUUUUAUAUACCUUUCAAGAGGAUGUUGAAUCAUUUUUCUCUCGCACAUAUUUGCUAUCCUGACUUCCAGAGCAUGUUUGAAGAUAAAUGUAACCUUGUGUCAUUCGAAGGGAAAUGGGUACGUCGAGAGCUAACUGCUGGAGUCAAUGAUCGUGCGGAAAUACUGUCCCGAAACAGACAGUUUUUCGUAACGUUGGAACAUUUGAACGAUCUGGAUGGUAAACGCAAAAUGUUCAUUGCAGUGAUGCAAAAAAACCGGAGAAUGAAACGUGCCCCAUAUCUCGAAAUUGGGUUUGAAGUAUAUCAGGUGAAAGACGCUGAUCAAUCAUCCGCGCCACUGGGUAUAGAUUUCUUUAGAAGAAACAAACCGGUAGAUGGAUCCGGAUCAGGACCGGGAUUGCGCGAAGUCUACAACGUAUUCAAAUUGGAACCCGGAGUUUACUGCGUCAUUCCAAGUAUCUAUGCCAAAAUCGACGGGAGAAUGAAACUAGUUUGUAACGAAGAAGAAGAGUUCUUGCUCAGAGUAUGGUUCGCGGUUUAG
Diprion similis is the source of this 1572-nucleotide messenger RNA. Its product is annotated as calpain-A-like. Gene Ontology annotation, biological process: proteolysis. Gene Ontology annotation, molecular function: calcium-dependent cysteine-type endopeptidase activity. Bases 1 to 1572 code for a protein of 523 amino acids. The record is from RefSeq and is a predicted model, not a curated record. Lineage: Eukaryota; Metazoa; Arthropoda; Insecta; Hymenoptera; Diprionidae. Gene Ontology annotation, cellular component: cytoplasm. The transcript has 9 exons.